Camelina sativa (false flax) is the source of this 1293-nucleotide messenger RNA. The record is from RefSeq and is a predicted model, not a curated record. NCBI's taxonomy places the organism in Eukaryota, Viridiplantae, Streptophyta, Magnoliopsida, Brassicales, Brassicaceae.
AUGGUUAACAUCUCUGAAAUUCCCGACGACUCUAAUGACGGCGGCGAUCCAAAUAAGAAACAAAAAGAAGAAGCAGUUUUAAGAAGAAGUAGAAGAAUCUCGACAAGAAACGAGAACCGAAACAAGAAGCCGAAAAAAGAAGACGUAGAAGAAGAAGAAGAAGAAGAAGAAGAGAAAGGUUCGACAUCUUUCCCACUUCCAAACGAUGUUACCGAAGCUCUCGUCGCACUCAUCCGGAGAUGUGAUUACCCAAGUCUCUCUUCCGUCUCCCGUUACUUUUCCAGUUUGAUCGCUUCGUCAAGUCUCUACGAAACGCGUGCGCGCCUCGGUCUUUCCGAAACGAUUCUUUAUGCCUCCAUCGGAUACCCUAAUAAGAAAAAUCUCCCAAGCUGGCAUAUUCUAUAUCGAAACAAGGCUUCUUCUUUACGCCUGACCAGACUCGGUUCGCUUCCACCCAUGCCUUGUGGAGCUUCUGUUGUCACUAUCGGUUUAGAGAUGUAUGUGAUCGGUGGAACGAUCGACCACAGACGCGUGAAGUUUAUGAAUGUCAUCGAUUGCAGAACACACAAGUGUCGCUCGCUCCCUCCAAUGAGAAGGGGUCGUUACAAGGCAGCCGCCGGAGUAAUUGACGGAAAGAUUUACGUAAGCGGAGGUUUCAGGAAGCGACUUCCAUCGGAGUCGGAAUGGGUCGAAGUGUUCGAUCUUGAGAAACAGAUUUGGGAAUCUUUGCCUGGUCCGUACCCUAAAACUAACUGUUCUAGCGAGUUUGGGGCAUAUGCGGUGAUGGAAAACAAGAUUUACAUUUUGGAUUAUAAAGGUUGUUUGGUUUACGAACCAAGAAAAAGAAGAGGUGAUGAAUGGGACGCAUCCGCCGUCGGUGCAACUCAUCCAAUAAAGAAUUAUUGGAAAGAGUCAUGUCCUGUGCAAUGUGUGGAAGAUGAUAUGCUGUAUACAAUUGAUCGUCGGUGUAGUCUUGGACAUCCAAUAGUCGUGUAUGAUCCAAAGGAGAAGACUUGGAGACCUGUGAAAGGUGAAUCUUUGGGGAGACUGCCUAAGUAUAUCCUUUCUUCUGAUUCUGAAAUGGCGAAUUUUGGUGGAAAGUUGGCGAUUUUGGGCAGUAACCGGAGCUAUGUUAAUGGUGAUUGCAUUGGGGAAAUAGGUAUUUGGUGCGCAAUGAUCGUGUUGGAUAAACGUGAAGGAGGUGAGAUUUGGGGGAAUGUCGAAUCACUCGACUGUGUGCUUGGAGGCAUUAACUAUCUCACGCUUCAUCUUUGUCGAACUCUUACCAUUUGA